AUGUCGGCUUCCGAGCAACAAUCCUCAAGCCUGCCAUUCGGCCAGAACGUCUCCCUGAAAGAUGUCAGCGGUCCUACCUAUCUGACCGCUCAGACUCUGGUUCAGCAGGUCGCAUACUCGCUCUCGGACAAGAUCUUUUCCUACUCCCCCGAGACUUUCGACCUUGAUGUCGCCGCAAAGAGCUGGGAAAGUGCUGGUGAACAGAAUGCCCAUGGUUACAAGACUGGCCUCGCCUCAAUGGAGACUCGCUCCGGCGCUGGCUCAAUCGCUCUCGGAUACAUGUUCUCCAAGGACUUUGACCUGAAGAAGCGUCACAUUCCUCAGUCCAUUGUCGCCUCGUCCGGCAGUCUUGCCCACUUGCGCCCUGCCCUCGAUCAAUUGGCUCUCCUUUACAAUGUUGCCAACCCUACUGUCGCUCACGUCGCUGCUGUCGACUAUGCUGCCAACUCUUCCACCGGCUUCGUUACCGACUAUGUCUCCGCCCUCCGUCUCGCUGAGGAGCUCGGUCUGGGUCUGGUCGCAUCCGCCUCCACUUACGAGAUGCAGCACAUGUCCCUCUUUGCGACCCUCAUGGCCUCGAUCGUUCCCUCUCUCCACGUUUACGAUGGAAUCACCGUUGGCAGAGAGACCACCAGAAUCAUUGACGUUCUCGACAAGUCCGGUCUCAAGAAGACCUACGACGCCAUCCUCGGCGAUUCGUCUCUCACCGAGAAGAAGCACUCUGACAACGAAGGCAGAGUCAGCCGCCUCCUGAAGGCCUUCAACAAUGAGUUGGGCACCGAGUACAAGUUGUUCGAAUACUCUGGUCAUGCCGAGCCUGAAUCAGUCCUGGUUGUUUUCGGUACUGUUGAGGCUUCUUUGGCUACCCAGAUUGCUCGCGCUCUUUCGGAGAAGGGUAUCAAGAUUGGUGUCAUCAAUGUCCGUGUAUACCGUCCUUUCGUCGAGGAGGAGUUCCUCGAGGUUCUUGCUCCCUCCGUCCAGAACGUCGCCGUCCUCGGCCAGGUCCUUGACCAGUCCGCUGUCACCGACGACACUCAACACUCCAACCUCUACACCGAUGUUCUUGCUGCCCUCACCUUCGCUACACUGAACAAGACCCCCGCUGUCUUCGACAUCAAGUAUGCUAGAGAGCAGGUCUGGACCCCCACCUCGGUCGCCGGCCUUCUGCAGCAGAUUGGUCAGAAGAUUGACCACGCUCCCACUGAGGCGGAGCGUUUCGAGCUUCCCACUGGCGAUGUUCAGCAGUACACAUUCUGGGAUAUUGACAGCUCCAACGCUGUUUCUGCCCCCAUUCAGGUUGGCCAACUUCUGUCCGGCGACUCUAAGCUCAACGUCAGUGUCCGCAGUGGUCACGACAACCUCGUCGCUGGUGGUGUUGUUCGCACUGACAUCAGAACCUCGACCAAAUCCAUCGAGGCUGCUUACUCCAUCAGCUCUGCCGACGUCACUAUCGUCAACGAUUCGAGCCUUUUGAAGAGCUUCGAUGUUCUCAAGUCUGUCAAGGACGAGGGUAUCGUUGUUGUCAAGCUCUCUGGAGUCAAGGAUGAUGAGGUUGAGAAGCACAUCUCUUCCGAGGUUCGCAAGGCUUUGGCUUCAAAGAAGAUCCAGCUCUUUGCUCUCGAUACCGCCGCUUCUGCCAAGGUUCAGGAGCAGCCUGAGCUAGAGAGCUACCUUGUUCAGCUUGCUUUCCUCAAGCUCGCUCGUGGCGAUCUCUACGAGACUGGCGUCAAGAAGCUCGCUGGUGGCAAUGACACUCUCGAGGCUCUUUCCAAGGAGCUUGACGAAGUUGUUCGCAAGGUCGAGGUUCCCGAGUCUUGGCUCACUGUUGAGCCUGAGGCCAACCAGCCCCCGCUGAUGCCUGAGGACUUGAACAUCAACAGUUUCAUCAAGUUUGACAAGGAAGAGCCCGAAGAGGCUUAUCUGCUCAGAGACUGGCAGAAGGUCGCUAAGGGUCUCGCUUUCAAGGAGGCAUACGGCACCGAGAACGCUCUGCGUCCCGAUCUCAGCGUCAAGACUGCUGUGGUCACUGUCAAGGAGCGUCGCCGUCUUACUCCCAGCACCUACGACCGUAACAUCUUCCACAUUGAGUUCGAUCUUGGUGAGACUGGUCUUACCUACGCCAUUGGUGAGGCUCUUGGUAUCCACGCCGAGAACGACAAGACCGAGGUCGAGGAGUUCAUCAAGUGGUACGGACUCAACCCUGAUGAGGUCGUUGAGGUUCCUUCUCGUGAGGACCCCCAGGUUCUCGAGAACCGCACCGUUUACCAGGCUCUCAUUCAAAAUAUUGAUAUCUUCGGUCGUCCUCCCAAGCGCUUCUACGAAGCUCUUUCCGAGUUCGCCUCGGAUGAGGCUGAGAAGACCCAGCUCCUCUUGCUUGGUACUGGUGGUAACCAGGAAGCUCAGGUUGACUUCAAACGCCGCGCUGAGGUCGAUACUGUCACUUACGCCGAUCUCCUGCUUGAGUUCCCUUCUGCCCACCCCUCUUUCCACGACAUCGCCCGCAUUGUUGCUCCCAUGAAGCGCCGUGAAUACUCUAUCGCUUCUUCCCAGAGAGUCACUCCUAACACCGUGACCCUCUGUAUCGUCACUGUCAACUGGGUCGACCCCAAGGGACGCGACCGCUUCGGUCAAGCCACCCGCUACCUCAACGGUCUUGAGGUCGGUUCGCCUGUCACGGUCUCUGUCAAGCCUUCGGUCAUGAAGCUUCCCCACAAGUCCACCGCUCCCAUCAUCAUGGCUGGUCUUGGUACAGGUCUUGCUCCCUUCCGCGCCUUCGUUCAGGAACGUGCUUGGCAGAAGGAGCAGGGCAUGGACAUUGGUGCAGUCAUGCUUUACAUGGGUUCUCGUCACCAGAAGGAGGAAUACCUUUACGGUGAGGAGUGGGAGGCAUACAAGGAUGCCGGUAUCAUUACCCACAUGGGUUGUGCCUUCUCUCGUGACCAGCCUGAGAAGAUUUACAUCCAGGAUCGCAUGCGCCAGACUCUUAAGGAGAUUCGUAAGGCCUAUCUCCAAGAGGAAGGUGCCUUCUACCUCUGUGGUCCUACCUGGCCUGUGCCUGAUGUUACCAACGUCCUUGAGGAGGCCAUUGAGGUCGAAGCCAAGGAGGCUGGCAAGAAGGUUGACGCUCGCAAGGUCAUUGACCAGCUCAAGGACGAGGAGAGAUACGUUCUUGAAGUCUACUAG
Messenger RNA from Aureobasidium melanogenum CBS 110374, 3183 nucleotides. RefSeq lists its product as uncharacterized. The record is from RefSeq and is a predicted model, not a curated record. The transcript has a single exon. Gene Ontology annotation, molecular function: flavin adenine dinucleotide binding; oxidoreductase activity, acting on the aldehyde or oxo group of donors; FMN binding. Gene Ontology annotation, cellular component: cytosol. The coding region runs from base 1 to 3183 and encodes 1060 amino acids. Lineage: Eukaryota; Fungi; Ascomycota; Dothideomycetes; Dothideales; Saccotheciaceae.